Messenger RNA from Gekko japonicus, 1550 nucleotides. RefSeq names its product probable serine/threonine-protein kinase WNK10. The transcript has 11 exons. Lineage: Eukaryota; Metazoa; Chordata; Lepidosauria; Squamata; Gekkonidae. Gene Ontology annotation, biological process: protein phosphorylation. Bases 201 to 1550 code for a protein of 449 amino acids. The record is from RefSeq and is a predicted model, not a curated record. Gene Ontology annotation, molecular function: ATP binding; JUN kinase kinase kinase activity.
UCCUGCCAGCGCGGAGGCUCUUUUGACCAGGAAGGGAAGCGGAAUUAAAACCAGCAAAUGUCUCCCCCAUGUCGAGGCCUGCAGUGAGAACUCCCCCUCUGCCCGCUGCAAAGGAGCCGGCCGGAACACAAAGACGGGUCCUGAGCAUGAAUUGGAACUGAGGGAGCUUCACGUCUGGCGGCUGACCCCUUCUGACCAAGAUGGCCAGUCCCACCAAGUUCUACGAGAGGAUCACCGGCGACUGCCUGAAGGACUUCCAGUACCUCAGCAGAGGGGCCUUUGGGGAGAUCUACCGGGCUCGGCACCGAGACUGGGGGAUCGAUGUUGCGGUGAAGAUUCUCAACCGGGAUGCUUCCUGCACCCGAGAGGAACUCCUGAACGAAGCCCGUGCCAUGGACGAGGCGCGCUUCACCUACAUCCUCCGCCUCUUCGGCCUCUUCGUGGACGAAGUGGAGACGGACGCCAAGGUGGCAGGCUUGGGAGAUGCUGCCCCCAGGCUGGGCCUUGUGAUGGAGUUCAUGGAGAAUGGCAGCCUGUCCACCUUACGGGAUCGGGUACCGUCCGUGCCUUGGGCCUUGCGACUUCGCAUCCUCCACCAGGUGGCGCUGGGGAUGAAUUUCCUGCACAGCCUUAGUCCUCCGCUGUUACAUCUGGACCUCAAGCCUAGCAACGUCCUGCUGGAUGGGGAGCUACAUGUCAGGGUAGCUGAUUUUGGGUUGUCCAAAUUCAAACGCGGCACUACCCAGCGUACUGGUCUCAGCAGCGGGGAAGGGGAUGGAUAUGGCGGGACGCUGGAGUUCAUGCCUCCAGAGGCCUUCUCCCAUCGGGACAUCUAUUAUGGAAUCCUCACGUGGUCGUUGUCCACCGGCGAAGAGCCUUAUCCGCACUGCAGUCAUGAGACAGAGGAAAUCUACUCCUGUUACAAGCAGCAGAUUGUGGCGGCUGUGCGCUUAGUCCAAGAUAUUUUGAUGCAGAUGGACAGUUCUCCACCAAGGGGAACUCGACUUGACUCCAGUCUGACAUCUGAGGAAAGCACUUCCAACAGUUUAAAACGCAAAAGUGUACGUUCCCUGGCAUCGCAAUCCAUUGGACUAGAGGACCAUUUUGAGACUAUGCACUUGCAGGAAUCCCCGUCCAUACAAAACACGGCCUCACCUACUGGAAGUGGUCUGAAGACGAGCCAAGCGUCCAAAUCGUCCCCGCUCUUUCACCGGAGUUCUAGUAUGACUCCUAUGAGAGGAGAAGAAGGGCCUGGCGAUGAAACUCCUGGCUCAAGGGUGAAUAUGCGGUCUCAGCACAGACCCUCAGAAGGUAAGCCACGCCCCCUCUCCGACAUGUAUCCGUACAGGACAUUCCCGCCGUAUCACCCUGGAGUCUUUCCCUUUCAACAGGAAUGCAUCGAAGGCCUCUGUGCCCCAGAGCUGAGUGAGGAGGUUUGGUACCCUGAAGACAUGCAGUGCGUCUUCCUGGGAGCCCAAGGAUUGUUCUUGAACUCCCCCACCCAGGGGACAUCCGCAGACCUCACUCUUCUCCGCCCUGGCUCCACCUAA